Dissoconium aciculare CBS 342.82 is the source of this 210-nucleotide messenger RNA. RefSeq names its product protein translocase SEC6. Gene Ontology annotation, molecular function: transmembrane protein transporter activity. The transcript is spliced from 3 exons. Bases 1 to 210 code for a protein of 69 amino acids. The record is from RefSeq and is a predicted model, not a curated record. Gene Ontology annotation, cellular component: membrane; Ssh1 translocon complex. Lineage: Eukaryota; Fungi; Ascomycota; Dothideomycetes; Mycosphaerellales; Dissoconiaceae. Gene Ontology annotation, biological process: post-translational protein targeting to membrane, translocation; protein targeting.
AUGGACCAAGCAAAGGAACUCCUCGAAAUGCCGCGCGAAUUCCUCAAGGAUGGCCAAGGUUUCAUCACGAGGUGUAGCAAGCCCGACCGUCGCGAAUUCCUGCGCAUCUCACAGGCCGUCGGAAUGGGCUUUUUGAUCAUGGGUGUGAUCGGAUACAUUGUCAAGCUGAUUCACAUUCCUGUCAACAACCUCCUCGUCGGUGGUGCAUAG